AUGGGACCAACAGACCAACCUCAACUCCCCACCCUACGCUGGGGCAUCAUCAGCGCUGGCCUGAUCUCCUCUUGGUUCGUAGAGGACCUCCUCAUUGAGCGUCCAGGCGCGCAGGCAGAACACAUAGUGCAAGCUAUAGGCUGCUCCUCAGCGACCAAAGGUGCAGAAUUCGUUUCCAAAUACAUUCCCUCGUCGGCACACCAACCCAGCGUCGGCACCUACGAGGACGUCUAUAGCAACCCGAACGUAGAUGUAGUCUACAUAGGGACUCCACACGCAUUCCACAAGAAAAAUUGCCUCGAUGCCAUCGCCGCAGGCAAACACGUGCUGUGCGAGAAGGCGUUCACGAUCACUGCCAAGGAGUCGAGGGAAGUGUGCGCCGCCGCAAAGCAAAAGGGCGUGUUCGUGAUGGAGGCGAUGUGGUUGCGCUUCAUCCCCCUCGUGGUGGCGCUGGGCAAGAAACUGCACGAGGAGCGUGUGAUCGGGGACGUGAGAAGGAUGUUCUGCGACUUUGGUUUGAAUAUGAACCUCGCGGCACUAGGUCCGGAGUCCAGGCUCAAGAAUCCGUCACUCGGCGCGGGGAGUCUGUUGGAUAUUGGCGUCUACUCCCUGACGUGGGGACUGUUAGGGUUGGACAGCGAGAUUGGUGAGCGGGCGCAGAAGCCGAAGGUCUUGGCUGUGCAGAGUCUCUCAGACACAAUUGAUGUCGCGAGCACUUUUAUCCUGCAGUAUUCGAAUGGCGCGCAGGGCGUUUUGACGUCGACAACCGAGUGUAAAUCCGGCCGCGACUUUUGCCGCAUCGAGGGCACAGACGGAUAUAUAACUGUCGAGGGAGGCGCAGCAUCGGUUCCAGACGCGUUCACCGUUCACAAGGAGAUUCCUGGCCCGAAAAAGAGUGAUGCGUCAGGUAAAGUGACUCAGUUAUCGAAAGAAGUGUUCAAAUUCGAGAAGCCGGGAAGGGGUUUCUACUACGAAGCUGAUGCGGUUGCACUAGACAUUGCAUCUAAGAGGUUAGAGAAUGCUGUCAUGCCUCAUGCAGAAACUGUGCGGGUGAUGCAAAUCAUGGAUGAGAUCAGGAAGCAGGGUGGUACGAAGUUUCCACAGGAUGAUGAAUAG
Exophiala aquamarina CBS 119918 is the source of this 1116-nucleotide messenger RNA. RefSeq lists its product as uncharacterized. NCBI's taxonomy places the organism in Eukaryota, Fungi, Ascomycota, Eurotiomycetes, Chaetothyriales, Herpotrichiellaceae. Bases 1 to 1116 code for a protein of 371 amino acids. The record is from RefSeq and is a predicted model, not a curated record. Gene Ontology annotation, molecular function: nucleotide binding. The transcript has 2 exons.